Messenger RNA from Sciurus carolinensis (gray squirrel), 2697 nucleotides. It is a transcript of the gene Grep1, whose product is annotated as glycine rich extracellular protein 1. The coding region runs from base 1 to 1665 and encodes 554 amino acids. The transcript is spliced from 21 exons. Lineage: Eukaryota; Metazoa; Chordata; Mammalia; Rodentia; Sciuridae. The record is from RefSeq and is a predicted model, not a curated record.
AUGGGCACCUGGGUCUUCCUCACCACCCUUUUCCUUCUCUGCCUGACUCCUGAGACCCUACAAGGCGGCUUUGGGAGCCCAAAUGGCUACAGAUCAGGCUAUGGCACCGUCGGUGGGCUGGGAGCAGGAUUCAGGAAGGGGAACCAGCUGAGAGCCCAGCCAGGCCCUCCAGCUCAGAAUGGCUAUGGAGCAGGUAUUGGAGGAAGUACGAAACCUCAGAAGCCAGGGUAUGGAAACAGGUACAGGCUGGUAGCAGGGUCCUUCCUAGGUGCUGCAGCCCAGCCAGGCUUUGGAGGGGGUGUGAAGUCCCAGAAGCCAGGAUAUGGAACUGGGAUCCUGGGAGCUGGAACCUUCCCAGGGGUGGGAGCCCUACCUGGUUAUGGCAAUGGAAAUGGACCGGCAGCUGGGCUAGGGUACACGCCAGGGAGUGACCAGGGGCUUCCACCAGGCCUGAGUGUGGAUGGGAAAGCUCAGAAGCCGGCGAGAUAUGGCAGUGGAAAUGGGCUGUCGGCCCAGCCAGGUCCUUGCAAUGUGGGAGUCACUCCACUGCUCACCCCCAGGCCUCCCACUCCAGGGGUUCCUUCAGAUAAAAGGGGCGACUGGAGCCAGAAAUCCCAGCACCCUCCCACAGUCCAGAGGGACAAGUUCCCAGGCUACCAGCCUCCCAGUGGCCUUGGACCAGGAGCAGAACAGGGUUUUGGUGGUGACCUUCAGCUGCAGGAAGUUGGUUUUGAUUAUAGGAAUGGAGCUCUGGGAACCAGGGUCUUCCUAGGGGCCCACCCACAGCCAGGGUUCCCUGAGGUCAACAACUUUAAGAAUGGGAACCUUGAGGGGAAGAGAGGCAACAGUGACCAGCUGGGAAAUGGUUAUGGAGUUUGCGUCAGCUGGUGGAAGAGACGCGGAGGGCCGCUAGCGCAUCGGCCUCUGAUUGGCUGGAGCGCGGCAGCGUGCACCUCCGUUUGCCUGGCCGUGCGCAGCGCGACUCGGGGCCACGGUCCUGGGGUACCAGGCACCAGCGAGCGGCGCGCGCCGGAUCCUGGGGUGGCGGCAGCAGCCAAACUGGCGGCGCGGCUGCCCCGCUCCCGCUCGCACCCGCGGCUCGCCCGCGGCCGCGUCCACUCCCAGCUGGGCCGUGCCCGCGCGUCGCUGCCGCCUACGCCGCCGCCCCCGCGGUCCCUGCCUCACCCGCCGCUACCGUGCCUGCCGCCGGACCUGAGCUCCGGGGCCCCGCCGCCCUGGGCCCUCGCCCGGGCUGAGCUGCCACCGCUGCCCGCUCUCCCACUGCGACCCGAGCCCCUGGCGCCCUGGGGCCCCCGCGACCACCUGGCCUUGCCGGAGCUGCCGCCGGAAGCCUGCGCGCCCGCGCUACCUGCCUCGGCGCUCGCCCUGCAGGACCUGCCGCGCCUGCCCGCGCCCGCGCCGCCGCCCGCGCACCUGCCGCUGCCGCCGCUGCCCGAGGCCGCGGUCGCCACCGCGCCGGGGCCCGUGGGCGCGCGCGGACGUCCGCCCCUGCUUGACGAGCCGCCGCCGCAGCCCCUCCCACCGCUGCCUGCGCGACCCUCGCCUUUCAACCUGCUGGCGCUGCCCGCACCCCGCGACCCCUGGCCGCUGCCCGUCUUCCCUCCGCCCCCACCUCCUCACUUCUUCCUGUCGCCGCCUUGCUGACUGACUCCCUCCCGAGGCCACCCGCCGCAGAGCCAGCGGACAGGUGGCAGAGGCUCAGGUAACCACACAGAUGGCCGAUCCCCACCGACUUUCUACGGCAGCACAGCAGUGGUAACAGGAAACCAAUCUUGACUUUGAGGGACUUCUAAGAGCCCAGAAUUCACCAACAAGAGGGUAGUGCAUUAAGUUCCAUGGCUGUGAUAACAAAUCAUCACAAACUGAGUGGCCCAGGUCUGCAGAAGUCUGCUCUCAGUUCUGGAGGCCAAAAUCCCAGAUACAGGCAUUGGCAGGGUCUCUCUCUCUAUCGCGCUCUCUCUCUCUCUCUCUCUCUCUCUCUCUCUCUCUCUCUCUCUCUGAGGCACUAGAGAAGGAUUCUUCUUGCCUUUCCCAGUUUCUGGUGGCUCCAAGCCCUCCUUGACUUGGUCCUUAUCACUCCAGUCUCUGCCUACCCCACAAGCUUCUCUGUGCCUUUCUCACAUCUCUCUGUUUUCAUCUGUCCUUGGAUUACGGGACCCACCCUCAAUCCAUGAUCUCAUCUUGAAAUCCUUCUUGUAAUUACAUUUGCAAAGAUCCUUUUAUCAGGUAAGGUAGCAUUCCCAGGUUCUACAUUUUGAUUGUGAAUCGCCAUGAACUCCAUACAGGCAGUGUCCUCCCCUGUUGAGCUGGCCCAACUCCCUACCUGUUUUCCCAGAACUUCUAGGACUUGUCCCUUACUGACCAGGGUACUACUGGAGCCUUGGGCAGGAGCCAGUGGUACUAGUAUUUUGCUAAAGCUCUUACUGGCACCAGAAGAAAACAAAGUGACUGUGUUUUUCCUCUGAAUUAUGGCCAAGUUCCCAUCCUCUUAACUUGCUGCUUCUUCACCCCACUUUGUAUUGUGUAGCCCUCCCCUCAACUAAGAAGUGGACAGCAGAGACAAUGAAUACCUUCCUUUAAGGACAGCACUAUGGGGACCCCACCCUCAAAGCUCUGGAGUCAUACCUACUGCUGGUUGAAAGAAGACAAUCACAACUGAUAAUAAAGUUAAUUGUU